Messenger RNA from Carassius carassius (crucian carp), 1218 nucleotides. RefSeq names its product calcipressin-1-like. Gene Ontology annotation, biological process: calcium-mediated signaling. Gene Ontology annotation, cellular component: nucleus; cytoplasm. The coding region runs from base 340 to 966 and encodes 208 amino acids. The transcript has 4 exons. Gene Ontology annotation, molecular function: calcium-dependent protein serine/threonine phosphatase regulator activity; nucleic acid binding. The record is from RefSeq and is a predicted model, not a curated record. Lineage: Eukaryota; Metazoa; Chordata; Actinopteri; Cypriniformes; Cyprinidae.
CCAAUGCUUCAUGCACAUCGCUCGUGCGUACGCGGAAAUCAUGACGUCAUCUCAGCUGUUUUGGCCUCCAGUGCAGUCUGUCGCAAGUGUAGACGUAAUUUUCGUUUCAGGAAUACAUCACGGGUUUACUAGUAGUAUUAUGCAGCUCAUUUCAUGUGCAGUAGCAUUGCAUGAACAGUGGCGUGUGUCAAUGUAAGGGUUCGCGCUGCUUUGUGUGGAAACGCUGCUUUUGCAGAAAGUAGAAAGCAUGACGUCAUGAGCUGAGCUCUGAAACGUUUGAGAUCAAAGGCACCGCGGUUAAGUUCUCAGGCACCGAACGCCGCGGUAACAUCUGUUGCCAUGCAGCAGUCAGAGAGCGGCGGAGGGGCGGCGACUGCUGAAGUCCAGCUCAACGACCAGCCCAACGCGCUCAUCGCGUGUAAAGUGCCCGAAGAGGUUUUUAAUGAGCAGCAGUUAAAGGAGCAGUUUGAGGCUUUGUUCCGUGAGUUUGAUCCAAGUACGUCCUUCCAGUUCUUUAAAAGCUUCAGACGGGUUCGGAUCAACUUCACCAAUGCACUGGCAGCAGCCGAGGCCAGAGUCAAACUCCAUAAGAGCGACUUCAAUGGAAAGGAGAUGCGUCUGUAUUUUGCUCAGGUGGUACAUAUUGGCAGUCCUCACCUUGAGCCUCCUAAACCAGAGAAGCAGUUCCUCAUCUCUCCUCCGGCAUCACCACCUGUUGGCUGGGCGCAGUUGCAGGAUGCUAUGCAAGUCGUCAAUUAUGACCUACUGUGUGCCGUGACUAAACUAGGGCCAGGAGAGCAGUAUGAGCUCCACACUGGAACCACCAACACACCCAGUGUGAUCGUACACGUGUGUGAGGACGACAGCUCAGACGGCGAAGAUGAAACUGCUGAGUGCAGCAAACGCAUGCGUCCCAAGAUCAUCCAUACCCGUCGCCCAGACUAUGUCCCAUCCGUGAACCAGUGAGCGGAUAAUUCUGGGCUGUUUAUUCUUUGCGACCAACACUGGAAUUACUAGGACACAUGCAGGCAUGCAGUUCGUCAUCCUCACCACCGGGGAGAUCGGCGAGCAUCAAAUCCUCUUCCUAGUUAGUGAGGGAGUCGACCAUCCUCGGAAUCUCAUGUUGUACUUCUUAACAUCCAUCUCUGAUGGAGUCAGAGACAUUGAGGUCUUGGGAGAGUUUUUCUCAAAUUACGAAUGUCAUUAUUUGCUUGACGU